UAUUUUACACAAAUUUAAAAGGAGAUUAGGGCAAUUGACAUUUUCCAAACACUGUAACCAUCGAUGAUCUACUACUCACCAUGUCAUUCCUUUUUGUUCAAAGAGAAUUAAAUCGUAAAAAUAUAAAUUUAGGUAACUAUUAAUAAAAAAGAAAAUUGGAACAUAAUUCGGAUCCAACGACUGUAUAUAAACUCGUGAUCGUUCAAGAUUUACAUGUUUCACAUUAUCUCGUAUAUCUUGCUCUGAGCUGCCUCUGCGUGCGGGGGCAGGAUCGGAGAUUGUUUGGUCGGCGAAGUUUCAGACCUGUCUUUGUAGUCCAAUCGACUGCUAAUAUUCGAGUUGGAUUGCGACAAUGGAGGCAGAGAAGAAACAUUCAUCAGCCGUUUCUAAUGUGGGAGCUUGGGCAAUGAACGUUAUUAGCUCCGUCGGGUUAAUCAUGGCCAACAAGCAACUCAUGUCCCCUACCGGUCAUGCCUUCGCUUUUGCGACAACAUUAACUGGGUUCCACUUUUGUACAACUGCCUUAAUCGGUUUGGUGUCAAAUGCCACUGGUUACACAACAAAAAAGAAUGUUCCUUUGUGGGAGCUUCUUUGGUUCUCGGUUGUUGCCAAUACUUCAAUUACCGCGAUGAACUUGAGCCUCAUGUUGAAUUCGGUUGGAUUUUAUCAGAUUUCAAAGCUAAGUAUGAUUCCUGUUGUUUGUUUUCUGGAAUGGCUCCUCAAUGGUAAACAUUACUCGAGUAAAGUCAAGAUGGCAGUGGUGGUGGUGGUGAUUGGUGUGGGUGUUUGUACAGUUACUGAUGUAAAAAUUAACGCGCAUGGCUUUCUUUGUGCCUGUGUAGCUGUCCUAUCUACCUCCUUACAACAAAUUUCAAUUGGGUCCUUACAGAAGAAGUACUCAAUAGGAUCUUUUGAACUGCUUAGCCAAACAGCUCCAAUCCAAGCUUUAUCUCUUUUGUUGCUUGGUCCAUUCGUUGAUUACUUCCUCACUGGCAAGUUACUAGCAAGUUAUAAGAUCUCCUCAGCUGCAUUUUUUUUCAUAGUACUGUCAUGUUCCUUAGCUGUUUUCUGCAACAUAAGCCAGUACCUGUGCAUUGGACGAUUCUCGGCAGUGUCUUUCCAAGUGCUAGGACACAUGAAAACAGUAUGCGUGUUGAUAUUAGGAUGGAUGCUGUUUGAUUCAGAGCUGACAUUGAAAAACAUACUAGGGAUGAGCAUAGCUGUGAAUGGGAUGAUAAUAUAUAGUUGGGCAGUUGAGGGAGAUAAGCCAAUGCAAUACCGAAAAGAUGCUACAUCAGAUGUAAAGGUACUGAUGAAGCAAGUGGACGGCUCAUCACUACUCAAGGACGUUGAGCUUGGCAAAUCUCAAGGAUAGUUGUUGCCCAAAAUCUUAGGGAUUUUUGUUUUUCCAAUAACUGGCUAACCACCGGUUGUUCAAAAAUCUUCAAUUUUUUCUCUUUAUUCAUUUUUUUUCCUUCUUUUAUUUCUUGAUAUUUCGUUGUAGUUUAAGUUAUAAUGGAAAAGGAUUUUUUCCAUAAUAAUAUCACUUCUGAACUA
Molecule: messenger RNA, 1557 nt
Organism: Gossypium raimondii (Peruvian cotton)
Lineage: Eukaryota; Viridiplantae; Streptophyta; Magnoliopsida; Malvales; Malvaceae
Product: UDP-rhamnose/UDP-galactose transporter 1
Exons: 5
Coding region: 353-1375 (340 amino acids)
Cellular component (GO): Golgi apparatus
Molecular function (GO): antiporter activity; UDP-galactose transmembrane transporter activity
Source: RefSeq, a predicted model, not a curated record